Molecule: messenger RNA, 855 nt
Organism: Entamoeba nuttalli P19
Lineage: Eukaryota; Evosea; Mastigamoebida; Endamoebidae
Product: VHS domain containing protein
Exons: 3
Coding region: 1-855 (284 amino acids)
Molecular function (GO): ubiquitin binding; phosphatidylinositol binding
Source: RefSeq, a predicted model, not a curated record
AUGAUAAUGAAUAAAUCCCAAAAAUCUAAAACACCAAAAAGAAAAAUAACGUGGGACUUAGCAGCUCAAUUAGUUGAAUAUGCAACUGCUGCAGAUCUCAAAAUUAUUGAUGAACCAACUAACUUAAGAAUAUGUAACUUAUUAAAAGCUAAUAAGAAUAAAGCUAAAGAUUUAUUGAAUGUACUAAGAAAAAGAAUGCUCAAUAAAAGAGAUAAUGUUGUUUAUUUGUCACUUGUUUUACUCCAACAAACAAUUAUUGAAUGUCCAGAACUUAUUGACUUAUAUUCAACAAGUGCAUGGCAAGAUUGUUUUAUCACAACACUACUACGAACUAAUGUAUUAAUUGAAACAAAGAAGAAACUCUUAUCAAUUAUUCGUGGAAUGACAGAAUCAUUCCCAAAUGACUUAUUAUUCAAAGAUACUUAUGAACAAAUAAUUCAACACGGUAUUGAGUUUCCUGAGGCUGCUCAUUUUGACAAAGAAGUUACGUUUGUAACAAAAAUAUCUAAAUCAAAGUUUAUUGAUGAGUGUGAACAAUUGAUUGGUUAUUGUCAAUUCUUAAACCAGUCAUUUGAUUAUUUAACAAUUUUAGAAUUAGAACAAUUGAAAGAAGACAUGGAAAUAAAAGAAAUAAUAUUUAAGUUAGAAAAAGCUCAACCGAUUAUUAUUUCUUUAUUAAGAAAAAAAGAUUUGUCAAUGGAUGUGAUUCAAUUAGUAAAAACAACUCAUGAGCAAAUUAAAACAACAUUAGAACGUUACAAAAAGUUAACAGAAAAGUGGGUACAUUUAGCAUGUACAGACAAGAAGAUAGUAGAAAAUACACAAUUUAUGUUUGAAUCAAAGAAAUUAAGAUAA